AUGCUGAGACAAAUCUAUCAGACAAGAAACAUGCAUGUCAAGGUAAUUAAGAUGAGGUGGAUGACUGGGGGCGUCAACUACAGUUACUUAUUGUCCACCCAAGACAAAACAAAGUCAUACUUGAUAGACCCAGCGGAGCCUCUCGAAGUUAUCCCAGCGCUGAAGACGGAAGAGGCAAACACCAUUGAGGCAGUGGUCAACACACACCAUCACUAUGAUCAUUCAGGCGGUAAUGGUGCAAUGGUUGCUGAGCUGCACGAAAUUGGUGUUCCUCAGGUCCAGGUGAUUUGCGGAAGUCAUAGCUCCCCUGGAGCAACAGACAUCCCUAAACACCUACAGGAGUACAAAUUAGGAGACUUGAAGGUCAAGUGCAUCCGGACGCCAUGCCAUACACAAGAUUCGGUGUGCUACUACGUUGCGGACCCACAAACAGGCGAGAAAGCGAUUUUCACGGGAGACACGCUGUUUACGGCGGGUUGUGGCAGGUUCUUCGAAGGGACUGGCGAGGAAAUGGACGUCGCGCUGAACCGUCGGAUUCUCGACGGCGUAGGGGAGCCAAACUGGGAUACCACUAAGGUGUACCCCGGCCACGAGUAUACUAAGAGUAAUGUGAAAUUUGUGCGCCAGGCCGUCUUCAAGAACCGCGGCGAGAACUCGUCUCUGGACAAGCUAGAACAAUACUGCCAGAAGAACGAAGUAACUGCCGGUGCAUUCACGCUUCGCGACGAACUUGCAUACAACCCUUUCAUGCGUCUGGACGACCCUACAGUGCGAGACGCCGUCGGCGACGUGAAGGGCUCGCUUUCCAGAGCACAAGUGAUGGAGGAGCUGCGUAAGAUGAAGAACUCUAUGUAA
Lachancea thermotolerans CBS 6340 is the source of this 855-nucleotide messenger RNA. RefSeq names its product hydroxyacylglutathione hydrolase. Lineage: Eukaryota; Fungi; Ascomycota; Saccharomycetes; Saccharomycetales; Saccharomycetaceae. The coding region runs from base 1 to 855 and encodes 284 amino acids. The transcript has a single exon. Gene Ontology annotation, molecular function: hydroxyacylglutathione hydrolase activity. The record is from RefSeq and is a predicted model, not a curated record.